AUGUACUCUAGGAGCAGUCGCAACGCAGUCGGUGCGCUUGACGGACGCGGCCUGGUGGCCGUCAUCAAGAGGCAGGUGCCGCUUGCCGGGCAGCUUGACCACCAGCUCGCCUGGGGCCAGGGCUGGGGUUGGGUAACGCUGCCUAAUGGCGUCUGGAGCGGGCGUUUGACUUGGUCACAAGAGGGCGAAGACUUUGCCCUUCACGCGAUGCCAAUUAUGCACCACACAAACGUCUCCCAAGCCUGCUCCAUGCUCGACGGGGUGACCGCAUACGAAGCAUCCGCUUACGAACAAGCUCUGGCCGAAUACGACGACACGGCCACCACAUCCGACGACUGGGACUUUGGAGUAGAUUGCGGAGACUUCAUGAUGUAA
Molecule: messenger RNA, 375 nt
Organism: Diatraea saccharalis (sugarcane borer)
Lineage: Eukaryota; Metazoa; Arthropoda; Insecta; Lepidoptera; Crambidae
Source: the annotation of a GenBank genome assembly